ACCAAAAUAAGUAAAGCCGUCAGCCGGUAAACGUACAUUUCGAAAUAAAACAAAAAUGCGCUUCCUUGUCGCAUUCGUGCUCAUCUACAUUGCAUACUAUGUUGCUGGCAUCGGUGCUGCACCACAUCCACCGGCCACAACCAGUGCGCCGUUGGUCGCUAAUCAGGCCACUUAUGACACCAGAUUCGAUAACAUCGACCUGGAUGAGGUACUGAGUCAAGAGCGUCUACUGCGUAACUACAUCAAAUGCUUGGAGAAUACUGGUCCUUGCACGUCGGAUUCAAAAAUGUUGAAGGAGAUACUCCCCGACGCUAUAUCAACCGAUUGCGUCAAAUGCUCGCCGAAGCAGAAGUCUGGCUCAGCGAAGGUGACGCAUUUCUUGAUCGACAAUCGGCCGGAGGAUUGGGCGCGCUUGGAGCAGAUUUACGAUCCGCAAGGCAGCUACCGCUUAGCUUACUUAGCGGAGAAGGCUAAGAAUGGUGAUGAUAAGCAGAAUACUACGGAAGCGGAAACUAAGGCUUAAGUAAAAAUUUUCAUUUUAUGACAACUUGGCGCGGACUUGGACACUAAUGGACUUUCCACAACAACGUUGUAAUAGAAAAUGUAUAAUAUUUAAUUAAAUGUCAAAAGUAUUUCAAUAAAAAUUGAGCAAGUGAGUAUUUCGGCUGUCGCUGAGAGAACUUUCAUCACCGCA
Rhagoletis zephyria (snowberry fruit fly) is the source of this 694-nucleotide messenger RNA. RefSeq names its product antennal protein 10 (gene a10). The record is from RefSeq and is a predicted model, not a curated record. NCBI's taxonomy places the organism in Eukaryota, Metazoa, Arthropoda, Insecta, Diptera, Tephritidae.